Cucurbita maxima (winter squash) is the source of this 833-nucleotide messenger RNA. Its product is annotated as guanine nucleotide-binding protein subunit gamma 2. The coding region runs from base 273 to 593 and encodes 106 amino acids. The record is from RefSeq and is a predicted model, not a curated record. Lineage: Eukaryota; Viridiplantae; Streptophyta; Magnoliopsida; Cucurbitales; Cucurbitaceae. Gene Ontology annotation, biological process: G protein-coupled receptor signaling pathway. The transcript has 4 exons.
CUUCUCCACUCGCCUGAAAGGGUCAAAACAAGGCUGAAUAAAGCGGCCCACCAAAAGAACUGACCCUUAGCGGCUGCUAACUUGUCUUCUCUCUCUGGUCAGAUCCAUCAAAUUACAGCAAAAGGGGUUCGAGGAAUAGCCAUAAUCGCUUGUGGGUCUUCAUUCUUUUCGUCUCUAAUGGCGUCUCUUUGAUCGUUUUUUGACUUAUUAUUAGUAGAAUCCAACUUUAGGGUUUGAAUUUUUGGUUCUUGGAAUUGGAGGAGCGAUCGGGUAUGUCCGAAUCGACGAGCCCGAUAGCCCAACGGGUUCAGUCUUCUUCGUCUUCUUCUUCUUCUUCGAUUGAUACCAGAGGAAAACAUAGGAUACAGGCUGAAGUGAAGCGGCUCGAGCAAGAAGCGAGGAUUCUGGAGGAAGAACUGGAACAGCUUGAUAAACUGGACAAGGCAUCAACAAAAUGCAAAGAAAUGCUGAUCAACGUGGAAACAAGACCAGACCCCCUUCUCCCACAAACCCGUGGCCCUCUAAACCCGCUAUGGGAUCGAUGGUUCGAAGGUCCGCCGGAUUCUAAAGGUUGCAGAUGCUGGGUAUUGUGAUGGUGUUUUUGAUUUCUCUUUGAAUUUUUAUACAGAUUGGGAGAUUGUUAUGUUGUGAUGAUCAUGGCUGCUUUGAAGAGUUUCUUCAUUCAACUUAGGUACAUUGUGAAUAGUUUUUCUAAAGCAAAUGUUGUAUUCAUUUAUGAAAACACCUCCCAUAAAGCUCUUCCCUUUCACUUUGCACAUUCUUUUCUGCAAUAUUCGGGAUCAUUUAAGCGAAUUAAAGUGGAACUUUGAUAA